AAACUGGAAGUCAAAACACAGAUUCUCCAAAUGAAGAUAAUUCAGCAAAAGCUACUACAGAAAUUGCCUCAGAAAAUGUAACAAAAGAAGCUGACAAAUCUCAUCUAACAAAAACUGUUGAGAACUCAGACUCAGAAAAAGAUAACAACAUGGAAGAAAUUACCUUUAAUAUUGUAACCUCCAAGAAACGUAAGAAAAAAAAUAGUUCAAAAGAUGGUAGCUCUUCUUCAGAAUGA
Scutellospora calospora is the source of this 236-nucleotide messenger RNA. NCBI's taxonomy places the organism in Eukaryota, Fungi, Glomeromycota, Glomeromycetes, Diversisporales, Gigasporaceae. The record is from the annotation of a GenBank genome assembly.